UCUCUUAUAUUUCACCUAAUUAAAACUACCCCCAAUAAAUACCCUUUAAACAAACGAAGUUUCCUGGAAGUUGCCCUUGCCAUGGCUUUCUCCCUCCAUUUAACGCCCCUGCCCUCCUCUCUCUCUCUCAUCCUUCCCCCAUUCUCUCUCUCUCCUCACUCUCCUACCCCUCUCUCCCAACUCCACCUUGCAUUCUCCUUGUACUUUUUACGUUUCCACCAUGACACUCAUGAACAAAAUCAACCCCAAACAACUCUUCACCGCCAGAUCCAAAAAAACCCGCUCCGUCUCCCGCUCCGAGCCCUCCUCCUUCAGCUCCAGUUCAUCCUCGUCCGACUCUCCCGAAUCGCCAUCAAUCCACCGCGAAAAGUCCAAAACCGGAAAAGCCACGCCGAGGAGCGUGCUGCCGCCCUCAGAAUUCCACCAAUUCGACUUCGUCCAAGCGUUCAAAAUGAUGGACAAGGACAACGACGGUAAAAUAACGAGGAAGGACCUGGAAAGCUUGCUGAGCCGGGUCGGCGGGGACGAGGACGAGAUCGUGACGAUGUUGAGCGAGGUCGAUGCGGACGGCGACGGCUGCAUCAGCCUGGAGGAGUUCGGCGCGAUCAGCUCGGCGUUCGGGCCGCCGUCGUGCGACUCGGAGUUGCGGGAGGCGUUCGAUUUCUUCGACGCCGACAAGGACGGGAAGAUCACGGCGGAGGAGCUGCACGCGGUGUUUGGCACGAUCGGGGACGAGCGGUGCACGUUAGAGGACUGCAGGCGCAUGAUAAGUGGGGUGGAUAAGAACGGGGACGGGUUCGUGUGUUUCGAGGACUUCUCGCGUAUGAUGGAGCAGCAGAGGUGAAUGAACGAAACCGUCGCCGUUUUGAUGGGCUGUCGCGGUCGGGGGUUUAUUUGUGGUGUUCCUGAUGCUGAGGAAGAAGUUUCCUGUAAUUUUUGGUUUUUUUUUUUUGUGGUUUUUUUUUUUGUGGUAGUUGAAAACCGUCCGAUCAAAAGCCGUGAGCAAUCGGACGGCCUGGAUUGCUUUAUGUAUCUGUUUUCAAUCUGCCGUAUAUAUGAGGAAAUUAAUUACUCCUAUCGUUACGCAACAAUGAGA
Molecule: messenger RNA, 1096 nt
Organism: Rhododendron vialii
Lineage: Eukaryota; Viridiplantae; Streptophyta; Magnoliopsida; Ericales; Ericaceae
Product: probable calcium-binding protein CML36
Exons: 1
Coding region: 221-844 (207 amino acids)
Molecular function (GO): calcium ion binding
Source: RefSeq, a predicted model, not a curated record